UAUGCCAUCCUAGGCUCCCCAGUAAGCUCCCAGAGUACCGAUACACAGAAGAACCACCCAUCCGAAUUGUAAGGUGAAAUUAUCUCACUCAUGGUUCCAGAACUAGAGAAAGCUCGAGUAACAGAGUUACAUGUCCGAAUGGACUGCAACGGCUGUGUGCAGAAGAUCAAGAAGGCAAUGCAUGGAAUUGAUGGUGUAUAUGAUGUCUAUGUUGACUCUGCUAAACAGAAGUUGACAAUCGUGGGGAGGGCUGAUCCUGAAAAGAUAGUCAAAGCCAUCAAGAAGACAGGAAAGAUUGCCACAAUCUGUUCCCACACAGAACAGGUCGAGGCCAGUGGCUCUGAGCAGCCACCAUCCACCGAAGCUGCAGCAAGCAGCAGCCCACCAGCCACUGAACCUGCUGACCAACCUCCAAGCGAGGCCCCUCCCACCCCACCAGCAGAGCCCCCGCAAGAAGCCCCUUUCGGAGAAACCAAAGCUCCAGAAAUAAAUCCAUCACCUGAAGCCCAGGAUGCCACCCCAACCGAAUCUAAAGAUGUCGAGGAGAUCCACAUGGUGCAUCGCUACCCACACAGCUACAUCUACAGAGAGCACUGGAAUCACUACCCUACUAGUGGACAUGAGAUCAGACAUGAGGCUUCAUCCCAUGUUGCCCACAGCUAUAGCAGCUACAGGCCAUCCCCAUAUGUAACAGGAUAUGGACACCUCCAAUCAGCUCCACAGGACAUUAGAUAUGGUGGGGCAGAAGCACUCCAUGAUGGUUAUUAUCAUAACCAGGGAGGUGGAGAUGGAAACCAGAUUACCUCUAUCUUCAGUGAUGAGAAUCCAAAUGCAUGCAGGAUAGUGUAAGCAAUGAAUAGGUUGUAAAAUCAGAUGUACGAGGAAGAAGAUAGCACAGACAAAGGCGCUGCAGAACUUUACUUUUGCAUAUAUAAGAGUAUUAAUUAAGAAGCUGAGGGCAAUGAUAAGAAAAAAUAAUGUACAGUGGAGGCAGCUUUAAACAAUAAAUCUCUAGAUGAGGAAAGAAGAUAAUCAGAUACUUAGCUUGUCGCAAAUGAGAAAAUUUCCUUAUACAUACUUAGCUUGUAGCAGAAGAGAGAAUUUCCUAAUACAUACAUAGCUUGUAGCA
This is a messenger RNA of Elaeis guineensis (African oil palm), 1129 nucleotides long. RefSeq lists its product as uncharacterized. Gene Ontology annotation, molecular function: metal ion binding. NCBI's taxonomy places the organism in Eukaryota, Viridiplantae, Streptophyta, Magnoliopsida, Arecales, Arecaceae. The record is from RefSeq and is a predicted model, not a curated record.